AGCCCGUCUUCAAUCGGAAAUGGCAGAAAUCCAUGAGCAACGAAUGGCGCAGUGGGACAGAAUAGAGGAAAUGUUGUCAAAGCUGUGUCGGUGGGUGGAGGCCGAUCGCGAUCGUCGGAAUUCGACAAUCUGGUUGAAUCCGGCGCCAGCAACGGUAGCCGACAAGAAGCAGACAAAUCGCGAUCCAGAGCCGCAGAUCGAUUGCGAUCAAGCACCGAAGAACCUUCUGGAGGUUCGAGAGGUGAAUCUGCAGCCGAAAGAGGAAGGCGAUGCGCAGCAACAUGAGCGAUUCAUCGGAAAAGGCAGUUCACACCUCAAGGUGAUGCCGAUCGCGUUCGUCGACCGCGUACAGGCUAAUCACGACCAGAACAUGUCGAUCGAGGACUUGCCGACCGAUCGAAACAAAGUCCCAAAGGAUCCAACAGCUGCUGGUUUUCCAGAUUCAUGUAAUGGGAGAAUACAUAACAAAGCUCUUUCAGACCGAUUCAUCGGGAAGACUGAUUCGCACAUGAAGAAGACAAUUCCAGUGUUCGAUGACAGCUUCAUUCUGGAAUGGGAUGUCAAAACUGAAAGGUACUUUGGAUUUGGUGGUUGUAGUGACAAGGAGAUGUUUUACCUAGAUUCUACAGAUUUGGGUGGGGAAGCUCUGAUGUUGUUCAAUGGCCAGAAAAAAAUUGGGAAGUGCCGUGAUUGGGAAAUUUUUAGACUCUUAUUAUAUGAUCGCUGUGGCACUCGUAUAGAGCUGAGGAGGAAGACAUGUGAUGAUGCAAUCCUUAGUGGGGUUGUGUUUCGGUCAGAGAAAGGGAUAUUUCUGCAGUUUGGAUUGAACAAGCAGUCAGAUUGGGCAAGCAAGACAUAUCAGAAAUUGCGGAAGCAGGCCAUUGGAAAAGAGUUUCAGCCAGCUCCGAAUCAAAAACAACUUUUGGCAGACUUGGAAUGGUUAGUGGAGCUUAAGCAGAUUUUGGACAGCCAUUAUACUACGCUCGGAAAGUUAGGCCACGAAGAUUUGAACGAACGAAUUCCAGAUCAUCAGCUUGAGGACAAGCUGAAACUCAGGCGGGCGGUAUUGAUAGAUGUAUGGGUUAUGUAGAUUCAUUGAAUCUGGACUAUAGUUAGUAUGGGUUGUUUGGGUUGUUACUAUUAGUUAGUUAGUAGUUUUGGCUAUGAGUAGUUAUAAAUACAGAUUAGAUUGGGGGAAAAGAAUUUACGCAGAAACUUGAAAAAGGGUUAGGGUUUGUGUGGGGAAUGAGAGUUGGGAUCCUCUCAUAAAUCAAGAUCAUCCAAAGUUGUAUUCAGGUUUUCGGUGAGGAAUAAAGGCUCGAUUGGUGCUGGAAAGUGGAGUUUCAUAGCUGAACCUUAACAGAAUCAUCUGUCCGUCUCUGUAUAUGCUUGAUCAACCCCCGUUAGCUUUCUCAUACCUUCUGGUUAGGU
Messenger RNA from Tarenaya hassleriana, 1431 nucleotides. RefSeq lists its product as uncharacterized. Bases 20 to 1090 code for a protein of 356 amino acids. NCBI's taxonomy places the organism in Eukaryota, Viridiplantae, Streptophyta, Magnoliopsida, Brassicales, Cleomaceae. The transcript is spliced from 2 exons. The record is from RefSeq and is a predicted model, not a curated record.